Moneuplotes crassus is the source of this 1632-nucleotide messenger RNA. The record is from the annotation of a GenBank genome assembly. Lineage: Eukaryota; Ciliophora; Spirotrichea; Euplotida; Euplotidae.
UAAAUUUAUCAAUUCACAAACAUUAAUAUGGAGUCCACAGAAGCAGAAGCUCAUAGCAGCGAAAUAGAACAUCAUGAGAAAGUUGAUGAUAUCAACAAAGAAGAGAGUGCUGAAGACGCACUUCCUGUUGCAUCAACACAACCUGAAGAAGAGAUACAAGCUUCUACUGAAGUGGAUGAUAGCAAAACAGGAGAGGAUAUGCAUCCACAUAGAACUAUUCCUUUAGUGAACUCUCAGGCUAACUGGCAUGAAGUCCAGUCAUGUCUUGUGAAAGCAACUAACUUAACCAAUCUCGAAGAUUUGCAUAAAAUUAUCAGAGAUAUCGUAGAAAUUUGUAAAAAUAAGCCAGAAGAAGAUAUGGAAAUAAUUGAGACUUUGAACUUUGUGACAAAUGUGAAAGUAGCAAAUGCAAAAAUUUUACCUAUGAUCCACUACAUCGCUAGUCUUGCAUUAAGAGUUGAUAAUCUAUUCUCCGAAGGAAGAAUUAGGUUCCUUCGUAAGAACAAAGAGGAUUAUAUUACCUUCACAAGUGAGGAAUGUGCUUGUAUAAUCGCUCUGGCAUUCUUCUGUUGUAUGAUACCAGCUCCAAAAGAAAUCGCAUGCGCUUACCCCAUCAAUUUCAUUCAGUGGUACUCAGCAAAGGUGCCGAUCUAUGAAGAGAAAAUCCAUUUCUUCCUAUGAUAUUUCGAAACUUUUAAGAACGAAGAUGAGGCUGUAAAGAAAGGAGAAAGUGAAUAUAGAAUCCUCAGCUUUGAACGCCAUUCUGAACUAUCAGACUCAUACACUAGUCUGGAUGAUAACUUCUGGUGAUCUAUGGAAAAACCUCUCUUGAAUGCCACUUUGAUCGAAGAAGGUGGCGUUGUUGAUCAAGAAAAAGAGGAUCAAAGAGUCAUACUUACAAACUUUGCAAACAGGUUCCUUGGAGGAGGUGUCAUGAGAAAAGGAGCUGUCCAGGAAGAAAUAUUGUUUUUGAGAUUCCCAGAACUACUACUAUCCUCAGUAGUCUGAGCUAAGAUGGAAAAGAAUGAAUCAGUCACAAUAACAGGGCCAAAACUGUAUUCUAACAAUGAAGGGUACAGUAACAAAACUAAAUUUGCUGGCAAGGCAGAGGAUCCAUUAAAUAUUGACGAGUUUGGAAGAAUCGACAGAACAUUUGUCUGAAUUGAUGCCCUCAGGUUAAAAGGGAUGAGACUCCAAGUCGGUCAAUUCUAUCAGCAGGAUAACUUAAGAGAACUCAAUAAAGCUUAUAUUGGUUUCAGAGCAGAUUCUAAAGAGGAAGAAACCAAGGGAGACCGUAAAACCAUCGUAACAGGAAAAUGGGGAUGUGGAGCAUACAAUGGAAAUCCUGAAUUAAAGUUCAUCCUCCAAUGGAUUGCUUGAAGUGCUCAUGACAGAGAUAUCAUCUUCACCACUUUUGGGGAGAAAGAUUGUGCUAACAUUCCGAAAAUUAUUGAGAAGUUCCAAGGAAAGCCUAUUUCAGAGAUCUUCCUACAAAUAAUGAACUUGAGAGGCUACAUUAAGAAGAAGGAUGGGAAUGGAGAUAAGACCAAAGGUUUUAAGAAUAAGAAGGGACUCAAGGGCAUCGUCUGGAAAUUUAUUGAGGGAAAGGAUAAGCAAUUGAAAAUUCAAUAA